Tachysurus fulvidraco (yellow catfish) is the source of this 1992-nucleotide messenger RNA. It is a transcript of the gene vamp2, whose product is annotated as vesicle-associated membrane protein 2. Lineage: Eukaryota; Metazoa; Chordata; Actinopteri; Siluriformes; Bagridae. Gene Ontology annotation, molecular function: SNAP receptor activity; syntaxin-1 binding. Gene Ontology annotation, cellular component: plasma membrane; SNARE complex. The record is from RefSeq and is a predicted model, not a curated record. Bases 326 to 664 code for a protein of 112 amino acids. Gene Ontology annotation, biological process: vesicle fusion; vesicle-mediated transport; SNARE complex assembly. The transcript has 5 exons.
UUUUCCUUCUCUUAAUCCGAGAGCAUCCAUUUUUCAUGUACGCAGGCUGUUCAGUGACGGAGCUCAGACACGAAACCUGCUAAUUCUUACUGAAAUAAAAACAUUAUUGGAAAACAGUGCGGGGAAAAAAAAACAACAGCGUGCUCGCGUGUGCGCGUGUCUGCAAGAAAAAGCGCGUGAGACCUUAUAAUAAACAACCCGAGAGAAAGAGAGAGAGGUAAAAAAAAAAAAAAAAGAAAGAAAGGAAGAAAAAAAAAACCGUCCUGUCGUUAACACACCACCUUUCUGUCGGAUUUGUGUGUGCACGAGCCAACACUAAAAAGAAAUGUCUGCUCCAGCCCCCGCCGGCGGCCCUGCACCUGAUGGAGGGAAUCAGCCUCCUCCUAACAUGACCAGCAACCGCCGCCUACAGCAGACACAGGCUCAGGUGGACGAGGUGGUGGACAUCAUGCGCGUGAACGUGGAUAAAGUUCUGGAGAGGGACCAGAAGCUCUCGGAGCUGGACGACCGAGCCGACGCGCUGCAGGCUGGAGCCUCUCAGUUCGAGACCAGUGCUGCCAAACUGAAGAAUAAAUACUGGUGGAAGAACGCCAAGAUGAUGAUAAUCCUGGGGGUGAUAUGUGUGAUCGUUCUCAUCGUCAUCAUCGUCUAUUUCAGCACCUAAAGGACGAGCCCCCCCCACCCCCCACCCUUCGCCCCAUUUACAACUAUUCAAUCUCUACCCAACAAACGAGUGUAAAUCUGUGCCCUCGAUGACUCUCCCUGUACGGACCCCGGUCUCUCUGCGUCCCCACGUCCAGCCUCUGAGCGUGUGUGUGUGUGUGUGUGUGUGUGUGUGUGUGUGUGUGUGUGUGUCCUCUGUAAAUACCUCCCGCUUUUCUGAGAUCUCUGAAAGCAGACGGUAAUCCUGGUAAAUCUCUCGGUGUGUGUACGACUCGUCCUUAUUUGUAGAGUUUUAUUUGUAGAGUUCGUGUGUGUGUGUGUGUGUGUGUGUGUGUGUGCGUUUGUAUUAUUAUUCUUUUUUUUAUCGUUUCCUUUUUUUUUAUGACUUCGGCUUGAAAAAACUGCCUAUGAAUCUGUGUGUAUAUAUACACCGCACGACGUGUGUCAGUUAUAUACUAUGCUCGUAGUUGACUUCUUUAACCGAUACUCUUCCAGAACCCCCCCCCUCCCCCCUCCCUCCCUCACCGCAUCCGUAUUUCUUUCUGUUCGACAAAUAGACUUUUGUAAACUGCCACAGAAAUGAUUUGGACCAAUAGCGAUAGAUUUAUAUUUUUAUUAAGUCUGUAGUGUCUUAUCUCUUAAACAUUCCUUUGUCGCAGGGUAGAACGCUGCUGUCUGUAACAACCAAAACACACAUCGGGAAUCAGAUUGCACAAGAACCUCGUUUUUGAUGGCGCUUUUAAUCCGAAUAAUAAUAAUAAUAAUAAUAAUAAUAAUAAUAAUAAUAAUAAUAAAUUAAGCCGAGCUGCCAGCAAAAGUAAAAGCACACUGCUUACUGGGGUUCAUUAGAAUUUAUGAUUAUAUGCAGGAAUAGAAGAUAUUUGUCCUUAUUUGCUGAUGGAGAAAGGACCAGAUCAUCACCUGGUCUGUGUGUGUGUGUGUGUGUGUGUGUGUGUGUGUGUGUGUGUGUGUGUGUGUGUGUGUGUGUGUUGAUUUUAGCUGUCUAGUUUAUACACUGCCAUGCACCUGGGGGGAAUUUUUUUUUGUGUUUUUUCCGCCCCUUUAUGUCCACACUGCUCAUACCGGUUUGCUUUCAUGCCUACAAUGAUAUAAUGCUCCACACACACACACACACACACACACACACACACACACACACACACACACCCGACUCCAGUCACGUAGGACCGAUCUGUCAGCAUGAAAUGAGCCAGUGAUGAUGUGUCGAGCCACACGUGAUCGUUUUUUACCACACACACACACACACACACACACACACACACACACACACACACACACACACACACACACACACACACACACACACAC